AUGGCAGGUGACGCACUGAGGGCUAUUUUUGACCUCGAGAUAUUGGACAGGCCCUGGCCUGGAGGAGCUGGAGCGGGAGCGGGAGCUGGCGCUGGAAGUGGGAGCUGUGCAGAGUAUGGUGGCCCACAGGCAGACAGGCCCUGGGACAGGAGACAGGAGGCAGGAUGCAAACAGCCAGACAGGCCGGGCAGCAGCGCGCGCAGGCAGCGGCAUCAUGACUAUCACGGCGAUGGUGAUGAUGAUGAUGAUGAUGAUGAUGAUGAUGAGCAUCAGCCCUCGAGCGUGGUGCAGGAAAAUUUAGCAACGCUGGCCCCGAAGCUGACCCGGAGCCGAUUGACACUGGUCUGGUUGCGCCCUGGCAUUGGCACUGGCACUGGCACUGGUACUGGUACUGGUACUGGCGUGUACGACAGGCCAGGCAGGCACGACAGGCAGGGCCGGGCAGGCACGACAGGCAGCAAGGGCAGACAGGGCACGCGGGUUGUAGCUACCCGUUACAGCUUGGCCCAGCACGCUAUCCGCCUGGCUACUGGUCGAUCCUUCUCCACGCACGGCCCGCCACAGUGUUGGCCUGCCACAGCUCGGCGCUCCUCAAUGGCCGUUUUUCACGCCUCUUGCGCGCUGAGCACCCCCGCUGCAAGCGGCUCAUGCACCCACUCCUGCCACCGCCCACCUCCCACCGCCCACUGCCCACUGCACUAG
Messenger RNA from Bipolaris sorokiniana ND90Pr, 702 nucleotides. RefSeq lists its product as uncharacterized. Bases 1 to 702 code for a protein of 233 amino acids. The transcript has 2 exons. The record is from RefSeq and is a predicted model, not a curated record. Lineage: Eukaryota; Fungi; Ascomycota; Dothideomycetes; Pleosporales; Pleosporaceae.